CUAUCGUCUAACGGAUUGCUAUAAAAAGCGCAGAAUCUUUCCUACGCGCUUAGUAUUAGCAUAAAUCAUGUUCGCAUUGCUAUUGAUCUUGACUGGCUGCCAACUGCUGUGGAGUUGCCCCGCUGAGUGUACUUCCAUUAACGAGCCGGUGCCAAUCCUCAAAUCGGUGGCCGAACAACUUAGCUCGGGUUCCUACCUAUUUUCGUUCGAGUCCGCAGAUGGCACCUACCGCGAGGAACUGGGCAUAGUGAGCACCGAUUCGAAGACAUCUGACGACGAUCUCGAGGUGUCCGGUAUUUAUCGCUAUAUCAACGACUGGGGCCAGGAGGUGGAGGUGCGCUAUACGGCGGACAAGAAUGGCUUUCUGCCCCACGUUCGGUACAUAUCCAAUGGGGAAGCCUAUAAACCAAUUCGCAUAUAGCCAUUAGCUUUGAUGGGCACACAUUCUUAAAAAUGUUAGCCAGCCACACAAUUACCAAAGCCAAUCGAAGUUACAGGGGCGAAUGCCCGGCUUUUGGACUCAAGGAGCGGCACACGGCAAAAAAUAUAUGCAAACUAGUAUUAUUAUAAUAAUAAAAGUA
Drosophila simulans is the source of this 581-nucleotide messenger RNA. It is a transcript of the gene Cpr47Ed, whose product is annotated as larval cuticle protein 65Ag1. The coding region runs from base 68 to 421 and encodes 117 amino acids. Gene Ontology annotation, molecular function: structural constituent of chitin-based larval cuticle. Lineage: Eukaryota; Metazoa; Arthropoda; Insecta; Diptera; Drosophilidae. The record is from RefSeq and is a predicted model, not a curated record. The transcript is spliced from 2 exons. Gene Ontology annotation, cellular component: chitin-based extracellular matrix.